This is a messenger RNA of Salvia splendens (bonfire salvia), 1440 nucleotides long. RefSeq names its product F-box protein At1g67340-like. The transcript is spliced from 3 exons. Gene Ontology annotation, molecular function: protein binding. Lineage: Eukaryota; Viridiplantae; Streptophyta; Magnoliopsida; Lamiales; Lamiaceae. The record is from RefSeq and is a predicted model, not a curated record. Bases 67 to 1191 code for a protein of 374 amino acids.
GCCAUUAUCUCCAAACGGGAAGAGAAGAAUCACACACACAAACGCACACACACAACGCGUAGUGAUAUGAGAACCAGGAGAGGGCUGUGUUAUCCGAGAGUGAUGAAUAGGUGCGUCGAGAAUAGCAGCGGCGGAGUGGCGAAGAGGAGGAAAGUCGACCUCGCCGGAGACUGCCGGACGAUUUUUGAAACCUCGCCGGAGGUUACCGAAGGAUGCGAUUUCUUCGAUGCUUUACCCGACGAUCUCGUCCUUUCUGUUCUCGGCAAGCUCAGCUCCACCGCCGCCUGUCCAGCCGAUUUCGUAAACGUUUUGACGACAUGCAAAAGACUGAACGGAUUAGGCCUUCAUUCUCUGGUCUUAUCCAAAGCCUCUCAUAAAAUGUUGGCCGUUAAAGCUAGCAGCUGGUCCGAGUCGGCUCACCGAUUCCUCAAACUCUGCGCCGAUAGCGGAAACAUCGAAGCUUGCCACACUCUCGGCAUGAUACGUUUCUAUUGCUUGCAAAACCGAAGCAGCGGCGCAUCGCUAAUGGCGAAGGCGGCGAUCGGCUCGCACGCCGCCGCGCUCUACUCGCUCGCCGUGAUUCAAUUCAACGGCAGCGGCGGCUCGAAGAACGACAAGGACCUCCGCGCGGGGGUCGCCCUGUGCGCACGCGCCGCCUUCCUCGGCCACGUCGACGCGCUCCGGGAGCUCGGCCACUGCCUGCAGGACGGCUACGGCGUGAAGCAGAACAUCGCGGAGGGGCGCCGCUUCCUCGUCCAGGCCAACGCGCGCGAGCUCGCCGUCGUCCUCGCCUCGAAUCCCUCGGCCGUCGUUCCGAGCUCCUGGCUGACGUGUAACCACCGGGGCCACGUGGCCGGGGGCGGAGGCGGAGGCGGCGGGUGCCCCUUGCUGAGCGAUUUCGGCUGCAACGUGCCCGCUCCCGAGGCACACGCCGUGAACCGGUUUUUAUCGGACUGGUUCUCGGCCCUGGCCGAGGGAGUGCCCGGACCGGGUUUGAGGCUUUGUUCUCACUCGGGCUGUGGGCGGCCCGAGACUAGGAGGCAUGAGUUCCGGCGGUGCUCUGUGUGCGGAGCAGUGAAUUACUGCUCCCGCGCUUGUCAGGCGCUGGAUUGGAAGCUCCGCCAUAAGGCGGAGUGCACCCCCGUGGAGCGGUGGGCGGACGAAGACGGAGAAAACGACGGAAACGGCUGAAGGAGUCGAGAGAGAUAAUGGAGAAUGUGGGGGUCAAAUUGUAGAGAAGAGAAAGAUUUGGGGUCAUUUUUUGAUGGACAAUUGUGGUCAAAGUUUUUUUUGUAUAGGAAUGUAAAGUGAUGUCUCUCUCUCCCCCCUUAAUUAAUCUCAUUAGUUCUAGAGUUUAUUGAGAUUUAAAUUCGAUAAAAACAAAUAUUGAACUUAUAGCAGUACAAUAUUCAAUUCAAGUCCUCUUCUUAGUUUUGGUGA